AUGAGGCUGGCGCGGCUGCUUCGCGGAGCCGCCUUGGCCGGCCCGGGCCCGGGGCUGCGCGCCGCCGGCCCCAGCCGCAGCUUCAGCUCGGACUCGGACUCCAGCCCGGCGUCCGAGCGCGGCGUUCCGGGCCAGGUGGACUUCUACGCGCGCUUCUCGCCGUCCCCGCUCUCCAUGAGGCAGUUCCUGGACUUCGGAUCAGUGAAUGCUUGUGAAAAGACCUCAUUUAUGUUUCUGCGGCAAGAGUUGCCUGUCAGACUGGCAAAUAUAAUGAAAGAAAUAAGUCUCCUUCCAGAUAAUCUUCUCAGGACACCAUCCGUUCAAUUGGUACAAAGCUGGUAUAUCCAGAGUCUUCAGGAGCUUCUUGAUUUUAAGGACAAAAGUGCUGAGGAUGCUAAAGCUAUUUAUGACUUUACAGAUACUGUGAUACGGAUCAGAAACCGACACAAUGAUGUCAUUCCCACAAUGGCCCAGGGUGUGAUUGAAUACAAGGAGAGCUUUGGGGUGGAUCCUGUCACCAGCCAGAAUGUUCAGUACUUUUUGGAUCGAUUCUACAUGAGUCGCAUUUCAAUUAGAAUGUUACUCAAUCAGCACUCUUUAUUGUUUGGUGGAAAAGGCAAAGGAAGUCCAUCUCAUCGAAAACACAUUGGAAGCAUAAAUCCAAACUGCAAUGUAGUUGAAGUUAUUAAAGAUGGCUAUGAAAAUGCUAGGCGUCUGUGUGAUUUGUAUUAUAUUAACUCGCCCGAACUAGAACUUGAAGAACUAAAUGCAAAAUCACCAGGACAGCCAAUACAAGUGGUUUAUGUACCAUCCCAUCUCUAUCACAUGGUGUUUGAACUUUUCAAGAAUGCAAUGAGAGCCACUAUGGAACACCAUGCCAACAGAGGUGUUUACCCCCCUAUUCAAGUUCAUGUCACGCUGGGUAAUGAGGAUUUGACUGUGAAGGUGGAGUGUCACUCUGUUGCCCAGGCUGGAGUGCAGUGGCGUGAUCUUGGCUCACUGCAAGCUCCGCCUCCCGGGUUCAUGUCAUUGUCCUGCCUCAGCCUCCUGAGUAGCUGGGACUUCAGGCGCCCGCCACCACUCCCGGCUAAUUUUUUGUAGAGACGGGGUUUCACUGUGUUAGCCAGGAUGGUCUCGAUCUCCUGACCUCGUGAUCUGCCCACCUUGGCCUCCCAAAGUGCUGGGAUUACAGGCUUGAGCCACCGCACCCGGCCUAAUUUCCAGAAUUCUGUCAAAGUAGAUUCUUCAUGAUUUUUGCACCCCCCACCCCCCCCUUUUUUUUUUUUUUUUUUGGUGCUUUGAUAGAGGAGAGACUUUUGCAGGUUCUUUCUCUCCUACUUUUGCUGAUGUCACUCCUGCUGUUCUUUUUGAGAAGACAAUGUUUAUUACAAUUCCUCUUCCUUUUUAUGUGACCAGUUUUAGGUGUCUACUUUUGUUUAACUGGAGUUUUUAACAUUUUUUUUUUUUAAGCUGUGUUCUGAAGUUUCAGUGAUGUGACUUGGUGUGGGCCUUUUCUUACUUAUUGGGCUGUGGUCUUUGAACUUCCCAUUAUUUUCUUGAUAUUUUCCUUUUCACUGUGUGUUUAGUCUCUGAUAGUCAUAUUAGGAGGAUGUUGGGCUUCAUGACAUCAUUCCCUGUUUUUUAUCGUUUCAACUUUUUAUUCUAUUCUGUGAGAUUUCCUUGACUUCAGAUUCCCAGCCCUUCUAUUGAACUUUUAUUUCCAUUAUCUUACAAAUUUCCAAGAACCCUUAUUUUUAAAAUUAAUCCCUUUUUAGAAUUCUGCUCUAGUUUUAUUUUAUUGCUCUAAGGAUAUUAUUGUGUUUUUUUAAAUUAAUUUGCCUCUGCACCCUGCAUUGUCCAUUUCCUGAGUUUCCUUUUGUUUCUCUCUCGUUUGUUCAUUUUAAAGAGCUAGGCACAAAUAAGUCAAUAAAUGGCAGUGCCAUCUGUUUGCUGUAAAAACUAUGAAUGUAUCACUUUUUUUUUUUUUUUUUUUAGCUCAAAUGCUAUUUUUUGGUUAGUUAUGUGUCAGCUACUUGUCCGUUAAGGUUUACAGUCAAGAAAAGACCCAUUGGUCUUCUGGUUUGGGGCUUAAGUUGUGCUGCAGCAUGUUCUUUCUUGUACCUUUUUCUGCUUCUAUUAGAAGUGCUUUAUUUAGCAUUCUGAUCUGCAGCUGCUUUCUAUUGCUAUUAUCUGUCAUUGCAUAGAUCAAGGUUUACUGAGUUCUUAGACUCGCAUAAGAGAUUAUUUCUGUGCUGGUGGAUAGGCUUCGCCUAGGGAAUCUGUCUUUAUGAUAUAAAGAAAAAUUCAUAAUGACCCAGCAAUCCCACUCCUAUGUCUAUACCUUAAAGGAUUGAGAAUAUUUAGGCAAAAACUUACACACAAAUACUCAUAGUGGCACUAUUCACAAUAGUGUACAGGUAGAAACAACCCAAAUAGCUAUCAGCUAAUGAAUGGAUAAACAAAAUGUGGUAUGUCCAUAGAGUGGAAUAUUAUUUGGCCACAAAAGGAAUGAAAUACUGAUAUAUGUUACAAACUGGUUGUUAUAACAUUGAAGACAUUAUGCUAAGUGAAAGAAGCCAAUCACAAAAGGCCACAUAUUAUAUGAUUUUAUUUACAUGAAAUGUCCAGAAUAGGCAAAUAUAUAGGGACAGAAAGUAGAUUAGUGGUUGCCUAGGGAUAUGACCACUAAAGGAGCUAGGGUUUCUUUUGGAGGUGAUGAAAAAUUCUAAAAUUGACUGUGGUAAUGGUUGCACAUAUCUAUGACUGUAUUAAAAACCAUUCAAUUAUAUACUUUAAGUGCAUUAAUUAUAUGGUAUAUAAAUUAUUUUUAUCUUUUUUGAGAUGGAGUCUCCCUCUGUUGCCCAGGCUGGAGUGCGGUGGCAUGAUCUCAGCUCGCUGCAAGCUCCGCCUCCCAGGUUCAAGCGAUUCUCCUGCCUCAGUCUACCUAGUAGCUGGGACUACAGGUGCCUGUUACCACACACGGCUAAUUCUUGUAUUUUUAGUAGAGAUGGGGUUUCGCCUUGUUGGCCAGGCUGGUCUCGAGCUGCUGAUCUCAAGUAAUCCGUCUGCCUCCGCCUACCAAAGUGCUGGGAUUACGGGCAUGAGCCACUGCGUCCAGCCUGAUAUGUAAAUUAUAUCUGAAUAAAGCUGUUUAAAAUAAAAUAGGCCUGUAAAGAUCUCAAAAAAGAGUGUUCUAGAAGCCUGCUAUGUUAAUUAUAUUUGAAUAAAGCUGUUUAAAAUAAAAUAGGCUUGUAAAGGUCUCAAAAAGACUGUUCUAGAAGUCCUGUCUGUAUUAGGCUCUGCCUUUACCUGUUGUUUCUGCUCCUCACAUCCAAGGUCACAUGAAGGCAUCUCCUCUUGAGCCUCUCUUUACAUGUUGAAUUCUUGCUUUUUCUUCAGUCGAGCUUUGAUCCCCAUUACUUACCCUAGACUUUCAGAAUCAAGGCUUGGUUUUUUUUCUUCCCCAUUUUUUUUAGCUUGUUCAAAUUAUUGAUGUUUUUUACCUUUUAUCCUCCUGCUAAAAAUCCUAUACAAAAGUUGUUGUUUGUGUCUUACAGCCCUAGCUGCUCUUUCAAUUAUAUGUUUAGUAUAUAAUCUAUAAAUAACCUAUGUGUUAUAGCCACAUGCCUUUUUUUUUUUUUUUUUAAUAGACGCAGUGUUAUUCUGUCACCCAGGCUGGAAUGCAGUGGCAGAAUCUCGGCUCACCGCGACCUCUCUUUCCCGGGUUCAAGCAACUCUUCUGUCUCAGCCUCCCGAGUAGCGGGGAUUACAGGCGCGCGCCAGCAUACCUGACUAAUUUUUGUAUUUUUAGUAGAGACGGAGUUUCACCAUGUUGGCCAGGCUGGUCUUGGAACUCCUGACCUCAAGUGAUCUGACCACCUCAGCCUCACAAAGUGCUGGUUACAGGUGUGAGCCACAGCGCCUGGCCUACAUGUCAUUUAAAUUACAACUUAAAUGUCUUGGUUCAUUUACUGUUGAUGAUUUUACAAACUUAACAGUGAAAACGCUGUUGGCUAAGAAACUUUAGGAGCUCUGGGUGAAUACAGGGAAUGUCCUGGCUUUAGAACUGUCAUGUAGUCAGUAGUGGUUCAUUUCAUCUGGGCCUAGAGUUCACAUGAAUUAACCUAGGGAGCCUAGUGUUAUCAGGAACAGGAAGUUAGGGAUGGCAGCUCUUGGUUAGAUGACAUUGACAAGUGGUGCUUUUGUGCACUGAAGAGAAAACUUUAAAAAUAAUUGGCAAACUUCUCUUCCUUGGCCUUCCUGUUGACAUUACUUAUCUCAUUAUCUUAAUAAGGUUGCGUGUUAGUUUUCACAUCUCUCUUUCAAUACAUUUGUCAUCAAGGGUACCAUUCUUCUUGCCUUGAAUAUAUACAGACUAAAUAUCUGUCUCUCCAUUAUUCCCUCCCUCCCUUUUCCUGAAGAACUUGGAUCCUCCAAUAAUCUAUUACUGCUCUUUUGGAAACUCUAUUGCCUACUUUAAAAUCCACUGGCUCCAGUUUGUUGUAUUGUUGGCUGCAAAGCAAAGUACUACUUUGACUGUAGUUUCUAACUCUAUUCCUGUGGCUUAGUUUGCCCUUUACCUCUAGCAAGAUGAUGCUUCUCACAUCCUCUCUGUCCUGUCUGCUUAGCCCCUCUUAUUUUCCCAUGCAGCCUGAGGCUGGAAAUGACUUCUUAUUUUGUACUUGCUAGGUUGUUGUUACAGUCUCCCUGGCCAAAAGGUUAAGGAAGACCAGGAAAUAUUUACUCAAGUCUACCUUUUUAUCUUAGUGUCUAUUCUAAUAUGUUCUUUACUCCCUUCAUGUAUUUAUAGAAUACACAUACUUCUUAUUCAUGUUAUUAGCAAAUGUGCAGCAGAGCAUUGAAUUAAAGGAUGAAUAAUUAAUAAAUUGAUGGAUUUCUCAAAAUACCCAGAGCUCUUUAUUCAUCUUACUAAAAUAAAUUACUUUACAGGGCCAAGAGUAAUUUCAAGCAUAAUGCUACAUAAAAGUUUGUUUUGUUUUUUUGUUUUUUAACUGAGCAGAGUCUCGCUCUGUCACCCAGGCUAGAGUGCAGUGGCACAACCUUGGCUCACUGCAACCUCCUCCUGGAUUCUAAGAGAUUCUUGUGCCUCAGCCUCCCGAAUAGCUGAGAUUACAGGCGUGCACCAUGACGCCUGGCUAAUUUUUGUAUUUUUAGUAGAGACAGUGUUUUGCCAUGUUGGCCAGGCUGGUCUCGAACUGCUGACCUCAAGUGAUUCGCCUGCCUUAGCCUCCCAAAGUGCUGGGUUUAUAGGUGUAAGCCACCACACCCAGCCACAAGUUCCUAAUAAAGUCCUUGUAUACUUUAUUAUUGAUAGUGUAAUUACUUAAUUUUAGAUGUGUUAGAGGCACAUCUUUCAAUGGUAUUUCAAGGCAGAUUUUUUUAGUUACAAAAAUCAAAAUAUCCAUAUAAUUACUAUUAUAAAGGUAAUAUAUAUAUACUGUAAAAAUUUUUAAAUAUAUAAAAACUCAACUAUAAGCCAUUCAGCCUAUUGACUUUUAAUACAUAUUAUUCAGUACUAUUUUAACCUAUAUAUACAUAAAUUAAAAGCAGAUUUGUUUGUAUAUGACAACUAUAUUGUUAUAGGCAGUAAAAUCAAUUCAGAUUCUGUGACAAAGGAAAAUGGCUGUAGUAGAUUAGAAUACAAGCUGGAUACUAGCUAGGAAAAUAAGUCCAUGUUAACUUUGAACGAAAAGAAAAA
This is a messenger RNA of Pongo pygmaeus (Bornean orangutan), 5719 nucleotides long. It is a transcript of the gene PDK1, whose product is annotated as pyruvate dehydrogenase kinase 1. The record is from RefSeq and is a predicted model, not a curated record. Gene Ontology annotation, molecular function: pyruvate dehydrogenase (acetyl-transferring) kinase activity. The transcript has 9 exons. NCBI's taxonomy places the organism in Eukaryota, Metazoa, Chordata, Mammalia, Primates, Hominidae. Bases 1 to 1101 code for a protein of 366 amino acids. Gene Ontology annotation, cellular component: mitochondrion. Gene Ontology annotation, biological process: protein phosphorylation; regulation of glucose metabolic process.